This is a messenger RNA of Jaminaea rosea, 458 nucleotides long. RefSeq lists its product as hypothetical. The transcript has a single exon. The record is from RefSeq and is a predicted model, not a curated record. The coding region runs from base 89 to 331 and encodes 80 amino acids. NCBI's taxonomy places the organism in Eukaryota, Fungi, Basidiomycota, Exobasidiomycetes, Microstromatales.
UCCUUCGAGCUCUGCUUGUUGUCCUCUUUGCCGCUCCUUCAUCCAGACUUAGCCUUCAAUAUGGACAUGGCGCCACGUUCCGUUGAGCAUGAGAUCAGAAAGAUGUAGGAAAACGGGGCAUCGGCGCAGAAAGGCUCAUCUGCGCCUCGUCGUCUCGGGACGUCGCUGGGCAAGGCGGCGUAGAGCCGGAUCACAGCCAAGGGGCCAAGCAAUCAUUGCCUCACCCUCAUCGGUUCCCUGUUCUGGGCAAACAACAAAGCCUUGCUCGUCUGAGCCGGCGGCAAAGCAACUGGGAGCAGCAUCAGUGAAACGACCAUGUUGUCAGCCGUGAGGUCUCGCCCGUUCCCCAGGCUGCAGCACCACCCAUCAUGCGGACGACGAGAUCCAGCCGUGAGAACGAGCGAGGAAAGCAAGCAAGCAAUACGUAGCUUGCUCUUCUCUCUUCUCCCAUUUUUCCA